UAAUUUUUUGUAGGAAUAACCAUUACAUAACUAUUAGGUUAUAGAUAAGAACUGGAAUUACACAACGAAAAACUGUAGUGUCUGUUUUGUACUGUAUAUAAUAUAAAUAACUUUAUAUUAUAUGUAUAUAGAGAUAACCUUAUCUCUGAGGUCUGUAUUUGAGGCUGUUGCUUUUAUAAUUGCGUGAAAUCUGAGUUUCAAUUUAAUUCGUCUCAAUACACGUUAAUUAUUUAUAUAUUGUGUGCCUUCAUAAAUCCCUCAUAAUUAUUUUAAAAUGCCUAUACCAAUAAAGAUUGGAAUUAUAGCAGGCUCUGGUAUGGAUAACCCCGAUAUUAUAAAAAACAGAAAGGAAUUAAAAGUAUCCACUCCAUUUGGGGACCCAUCCGAUGUGUUAAUUUUAGGGGAAAUCGACAAUGUAGAAUGUGUUUUACUAGCACGUCAUGGUCGUCCACAUACCAUAAUGCCAAGCAAUAUUAAUUACAGAGCCAAUAUUUGGGCUUUAAAGGAGCAAGGUUGUACACAUAUACUUGCCAGUACUGCAACUGGUUCACUACAGGAGCAUAUUAAACCAGGAGACGUUGUGAUUGUGGAUAAUUUUAUUGAUAGAACAUAUGCUCGUAAACAAACAUUUUUUGAUGGAGAAUCGGGUCAUCCUAAAGGAAUAUGUCACAUUCCUUUAGAACCUGUUUACUGCCAAAUGACUAGGCAGAUGAUUAUAGAUGUUGCCGAAGAAUUGAAAAUUGAAGUACAUAAAAAAGGUACAGUUGUAACGAUUGAGGGUCCUAGGUUUUCAAGUAAAGCUGAAAGUAACAUGUAUCGGUUAUGGGGAUGUGAUCUUGUCAAUAUGACCACAGUUCCUGAAGUGGUUUUAGCAAAAGAGGCUGGGAUACUGUAUACUUCUAUUGCAUUAGCUACUGACUAUGAUUGCUGGAGAGACACUGGUGAUAAGGUUUGUGUCCCUGAUGUUUUGAGAAUAUUUAAAGAAAACAUUUCUAAAGUAUCAACACUCAUAGCAACUACUGUUUCUAAAAUUGCUAGUCAAAACUGGGAAGCAUCAAUUAAAGAAUUAAAGGCUAUGGCUGAAGAAAGUGUAUUGUUGCCAAAUUAUAAAUUCUCUCAAACAUCAAUUUAAGCAAAUGAAAGUGUUUGUUUUUUGUUUACUAAUGUAUUUUUUUCUAAAUUGAUAUUGUUUAUAAUAAAUUUUUACCUCCCAAAAAUUAAGAAACUGAUGAGUGGAAAAGCUUGUAUUUGUCCAUUAGUACUACUUAAACAAAUGGACACUCUGCUAUAUCCAAUGUAUAAUAUAUAAACAAGGGUAAUAGUAAAAUUUACAUUAAAUACGGA
Molecule: messenger RNA, 1344 nt
Organism: Anoplophora glabripennis (Asian longhorned beetle)
Lineage: Eukaryota; Metazoa; Arthropoda; Insecta; Coleoptera; Cerambycidae
Product: S-methyl-5'-thioadenosine phosphorylase
Exons: 4
Coding region: 275-1132 (285 amino acids)
Biological process (GO): nucleoside metabolic process
Cellular component (GO): cytosol
Molecular function (GO): S-methyl-5-thioadenosine phosphorylase activity
Source: RefSeq, a predicted model, not a curated record